AUGGCGCUGCACGAAGAUGAGUCUCUCACCUUGAAACUUGAAGUGACGGAUGGGGAAUUCAAAUCGAUCGGAGAUGAGGUCUUUGCCAACUUUUCCAAUGCCGAACGAGACGUCAACGUGGUUUGCAUCUACCAGAUUCACGGAUUUCUAGAUGGAGAAAACACUCAACCUGCGACGCUGCUUGUGCUCCGUUUCGACGUGGGCACCCAAGUGCAAGGACGUCGGUUCGAUUUCUUUUCACCCAAAUUGCAGAUUCAAAAGACGACGACAGUGAAUCCGGGCGAAGAUGUGUGGUUUGAGGAUUUGUUUGAACCCAAAUUGGUCUACAUGAGCGAGGUACAUUCGCACAGGACCAAAAACAGAUCAAUUCAGCCAUCGUUGAACGUCUCCCCUCCUGCACCCUUUGAUGUUAUAUCUGGUGGGCUUACUUGGACGGCAGAUGAUACAGCAGACUGGACUGAGACGUAUCGCUUUACCCUCGAGGCCAUAGCAACCAACGAUCCCCGGAAUGAUUCGGCCUCCCAAAACGACAUCAUCUAUUGGACAGCUGAGGUCGAGGAUGAGCAUGCUAAAAAGUCGGCGGGAAUCAGUACUUUCCAGGUCGCCAUGCUGCUGGGAAGGAAAGAUCAAGGGGAUUUUCAGAUCAAUAUGACAAUCCAGGAGGGGAAUCUUGAUGUUUGGGAUAGAGUGCGCAAGAGGUGGAACACAGUCUUUGGACGAGAAACCCGAGGCAAAAAGGCCACCAUCAGCCCAACGACGCUGAGGACGAAGCCAUUGCCAAAUCAAGUCGAUGCAAACCAUCUCCGCAGACUCCAAGAUGAUGACCACAAGGUCAUGAAAGAUCUAGUGUUCGUUGGGGGGCCGCAAUUUCUGAAACCUUCCAGCCUUGCUACCAUAGCAUGAAGCAAGAGACCUGCGUCCACUCAGGCCUUGUCAAUGGUUUUGAUUGAAGAUAACUCGCGGAAAACGAGAAGAGUGCUCGAAGUAAGAGCACUGGGACGCGGGAGGAAUGAUA
Messenger RNA from Exophiala mesophila, 1015 nucleotides. RefSeq lists its product as uncharacterized. The transcript has a single exon. Lineage: Eukaryota; Fungi; Ascomycota; Eurotiomycetes; Chaetothyriales; Herpotrichiellaceae. Bases 1 to 903 code for a protein of 300 amino acids. The record is from RefSeq and is a predicted model, not a curated record.